AUGAAGGAAAGGAUAAGUGAGUUAGAGGAACAAUUAAGCACUAGUCAGGAGAAUAACAGAGAAUUACAAAAAGAAUUAGCCAGCGGCUAUGAAACUUUACUCCAAGAGGAAGAAGGUAAUUGGCAAGAUAAAGUUAUUGACUUAGACAACUUAUUAUCAGAAAAAGACCAAGUAAUUAACCAGCAAAGUAACUUCUUAACUGCUCUAACCAAUAAAAAAAACAAAGCCACCCAAAAAAUCAAGGAGUUAGUACAAGAGCAAAAAAACCAUAAAUGCCCGUCUCCGGAUAAUAGCAAACUGGAAAGAGUUAAAAAAGACCGUGAUAAGUGGCAAAGCGAAUUAACCAGAUUACAGCAGGAAAACCAAGAAAAAGAGCAAAAAAUAGGAGAAUUAGAGCAAGAAAUUAGAGAACUAAAAAAUAAGCCUCCUGUUAUUCAGACAAGCAAAAACCAAACCUUACUAACUGAAAUCAACCAACAAAAAGCCACUAUUCAGCAACUCCAAACUCAACUACAACAAGCCCAAGAACCUCAAAUAAUAGUUAAAGAAAUACCCAAGGCUGACCUGACAGUUAUUCAGCAAUUAGAAACUAAAUUAAGAAAUAAAGAACAAAUUAUUACUCAGUUUAGUCUGGCUUGGCUGUUACUUCUAGGAAUAAAUAUUUCUACUACUACUCUUUCUCCUACUAAUAUUUUAGCUUUUCUUUUUCCGCUUGCUGUGCGGAAACGAGCCGCCGUGUCGGCCAUAAUUAUUUGUCCAUUAUCGCACUCUACCUGA
Ambispora gerdemannii is the source of this 777-nucleotide messenger RNA. The record is from the annotation of a GenBank genome assembly. NCBI's taxonomy places the organism in Eukaryota, Fungi, Glomeromycota, Glomeromycetes, Archaeosporales, Ambisporaceae.